AUGAACGAAGGACAAUCAUCUACGAGGAAUAUCCGGCGCGCCAAGGCAUGCAAUACCUGCCGCCGAAAGAAGGUCAAAUGUGACGGAAAACGGCCUGCUUGUUCACCCUGCCACGCCUUCGGCUUGCCAUGUGCCUAUCAAGAUGUCGCGGAACGCCGGAAUCGCGGAAUAAGGGCGUAUAUAGAGGAGCUAGAGCAACGUAUCGAAAGAAUGCAAUCGCAAUUGGAGAGUCUGAGCGGGUCUGCCAACGAAACUCGGCAGAACGCGGAAACGCCUCGAGAAUCAACAUCGCCUUCUACUGAAGACAGAGAACCAGCAUAUCAGGCCCCGAGGACACAUGUCUCUGAGAAUGACCAGAUAGCAUCGGAACCCGGCCUUUCGCUCUCCACAGAUGGCCGCGAGAAUGAUCAGUCCUAUGUGAUCAACGCCCAGGACGGUAGAAUGCGCUACUUUGGAGCAUCUUCUGCAUUUUCUGCUCUGUCAAAUACCGCAGUCAAUGGACCAGACAACCAAACACAGAUGGGAGCCCGGCGACGUGUACCCCAACGAAGUACUGCAUGGCCACUUACAAGCUGGGUGCCCCAUAUUCUUCAAGACAGUCUAGAGCGACGCAACUUCCAACCCCUUCCGUCUAAGAAAGCGGCACAGCAAUUGGCCAGAGAAUAUUUCUCGACAUUCAGCCAAGCCAUUCCUCUUUUUGACGAGACAACAUUCAUGCGGUCCAUCGACAGACAAUACUCAUGGAACCCUGAUGAUAGCGCAUCAUGGUGGAUAGCGCUCAAUAUUGUCCUUGCCAUAUCAUACAGAGAAAGGGCACACGCAUCCUCUGACGGAAGCGACAACUGGAGGAAGUCGCUAGGACAUGUCAAAAACGCAUUAAACGCUGUCACUGAUGUCUUUCUCCGAAAUACUGACCUCCUUGCUGUUCAAGGACUCCUAGGUCUGGCACUUUACUUUCAGGGCACACCUAAUCCACAGGCCCUCUUUAUGUUUGCGGCUACGGCAAUGCGCCUCGCCCAAUCCAUCGGAUUGCAUAGGAACCCCGCGCAUGGAACUUCACCCGAAGACGAGCAAAGGCGAAGAACGUUUUGGAUUGCCUUCCUCUUGGAUUCAGAUAUCUCCAUACGAGUGGGUCGUCCACCGGUCCAAGAUAUUGAAGAUUAUGACACAUCUUUACCCACCGAGAAUCCUCACGAUGGCAAGGGUAUAUUGACUAUCGACGGCACCAGGAUCAACUUUUUCCGUCUACUGGUGCAAUUCGCCCUGGUUCAGCGCCAUGUUUACAGGCAUCUUUACACAGUAAUUGUUCGUCGACAGCCCAGCGAGAAAGUGCUUGAUGAAGUAAAGUCUUGCGAAGAGGCCCUAUUGGGGUGGCAGAAUUUUAUACCUCCGACUCUUCAGCCUCAGCGUACAUUUUCCUGCCAACCCAGUUAUUUCUUACAACAUUUACUCCGAUUGCACUUUGCCUACCAUUGCUGUUACUCCAACCUUUACCAGGUGAAUGUUAUCUAUUUUCCUGCUGCAGCAUCCGUCCCAUUAGCCCUAAAGCUGCUCAGAGAUCCUACACAUUCAUUUGCCAGUGUCGACCUUGCAAUGAUUCGGGACAUUGUUGACUUCCUCGCAAAUACUGCAUCUGAGGAGCCUGGUACCUAUGUCGACUACAUUUUGGGUAUGUGCUCAGACCUAGAGCGCUCUGCUAGACAGGCCGUCGUGACAGCACAGCUUGGUCGUCGUCAAUCUGGUAUCGGGACAGAUAAAGAAAAUCCGGGACCCGAUGAAUCUAGCGAGGAUACCAGCCGCCCAGCUUGCCCCGUACAUAGUACGCUAUCGGCGCCGUCAGCUAGCGCCCCUAUGAUGGAUGAACGGAGUGCAAACCCCACCAAUAUGCUACCGCAACAACCAUAUCCUGACAUUGAUUAUCCGACACUCGGGCCCGAGUAUGACAUGACAGCGGAGUGGCAGUGGUCUCUGCCCCCAUUCUGGAAUUGGCAGGAUAUUUUCCCUGGUGUGUCCAUUCCUGCUGUUUCAGGUGGGGACAGACCAGAAGUGGAUAUGCCUGAUAUUUAA
Molecule: messenger RNA, 2067 nt
Organism: Aspergillus ibericus CBS 121593
Lineage: Eukaryota; Fungi; Ascomycota; Eurotiomycetes; Eurotiales; Aspergillaceae
Exons: 6
Coding region: 1-2067 (688 amino acids)
Biological process (GO): regulation of DNA-templated transcription; DNA-templated transcription
Molecular function (GO): DNA binding; zinc ion binding; DNA-binding transcription factor activity, RNA polymerase II-specific
Source: RefSeq, a predicted model, not a curated record